AUGGAUGCCUUAGACCCUUGUGCGGAGCACCGCUGCACCUUGGCAGCGCUGCGAGCCCUCGGGGCACCUCCUGUCGCCAGAGUUCCGCCUGACCCAGAGGCAGUGUGCGAAGACGGCCAGGCAGAUGCUGAUGCAGAGUACUGGGAGAGGUACUACGUGCGCAGCUUGGUGCGCCGUGGCAGCCUCGCGAGAGAGGACUGCUAUUGUGAGCCUGGGGAGCUGCGGAGCGGAUUGGCGGAUCAGCAGCUGUUGCCCGGAACCUCGGCUCGUGCCCUGGUUGUCGGUUGUGGCACGUCUGGAUUGAGUGUGGAGCUCGCCUCAGACUCCGGCGGUGCAACAUCAAGCCUUGAGGUGACUGCUGUGGACUGCUCACCGACCGUCGUCGGCUGGAUGAGUGAUCGUCAUCCUGGGGUGGAGUGGCUCGUGGCGGACGCCGCAUCCUUGGAACCCGCAUGGCAGCGGCGAUUUGCCUUGGUGGUGGACAAGGGGCUGGUGGGUGCAGCCUCCACCGGUGAUGCAGCGGCGUCUGCCGAGAAACCCCUCAGGUGCAAUUUGGGCAUCGCCAGCGUGGCGCCCAGGGGCGCCGCGCUCCUCGCGGAGUACAGACGCGUGCUCAGGCCCGGCGGCUGGGCGGUGGUGGUCGUGCCGGAGAGGCUCCCGUGGCUGGAGUGGCAGGCGAGCGUCUCCGAGCUCUGGUCCGAGCACCGCUCCGCCUGUGUCUCUGACGGCGUCGCAUACGCGCUUCGCGCUGGGCCACCAGGCGGCUCCGCCGCUGGAGGGCUUCCAGCCGCGACGGCGUCGGCCCCGACGGGCUCCCUCGGGGAGCUCGACUGCUCGCUGGGCGGCUCGCGCCACGACCGCGCCUGCCAGGGCAUCGCCGCGGCGGGGGACCUCCUCGGCGAGGCAGCGCCCCAGAGGGCCCCAGACGGCCUGGUUUGGUUCAUGCCGUUCUCGGGCGCGAACGUCCCCCGCCGCAUCGCCGCUCCUCCCGACGUGCCUCGGGCCAGCGCCACCGCGCUGCCCGCCAUGCCUGCCGACCCCAAGGGCAAGUACAAGGACGAGGCGCUGACCCACGAUGACCUCAGGCGGCGCGACCAGGGUUGGCAACCGCCCAGCGGCGAGGAGAAGCAGCUCUUACGAGAGCAGGUGGAGAGGCUGAGGCCGUUCAUAGGCUCUUACAUACGCGAAGCGGACGGACCCCGCGGAGCGUGCGGCGAAGCUCGGGUCGUUCGAGCAGGGUUGGUCCCUUGA
Prorocentrum cordatum is the source of this 1251-nucleotide messenger RNA. The record is from the annotation of a GenBank genome assembly. NCBI's taxonomy places the organism in Eukaryota, Dinophyceae, Prorocentrales, Prorocentraceae.